Solanum tuberosum (potato) is the source of this 1191-nucleotide messenger RNA. RefSeq lists its product as uncharacterized. The coding region runs from base 1 to 1191 and encodes 396 amino acids. The transcript has a single exon. NCBI's taxonomy places the organism in Eukaryota, Viridiplantae, Streptophyta, Magnoliopsida, Solanales, Solanaceae. The record is from RefSeq and is a predicted model, not a curated record.
AUGAAACCACCACCUGGGUGUGUUCUGCCAAGACCAAAUGCAGUUUGUCAUCUUCGAAAAUCUCUUUAUGGCUUAAAACAGGCUCCCCGAGUUUGGUUUGACAAAUUUCGAUCCAUGAUUCAAGCUGCGGGCUUUUCUCAGAGUUCUUUAGACUUUUCUUUGUUUCUUCGUACUUCUCCAGUAGGUAUCACAAUACUUCUCAUCUAUGUUGAUGAUAUCAUUAUCACAGGAAAUGAUCCAGAGAAUAUUACUAAGUUGAAAGAAUUAUUGCAUACCUUAUUUAAGAUGAAGGACUUGGGACGACUAACAUACUUUCUUGGACUUGAGGUUCUACACUUGCCUACUGGGAUCAUGCUUACACAACAAAAGUAUGCUCGUGAUCUUGUUACAAGGGUUGGUCUUACUGAUGACAAGGUUGUGUACACCCCAAUGGAGAUUAAUACGAAGUACAAGGAGGUUGAUGGAGAACCAUUCAAUGAUCCAACAUUGUAUCGGCAGUUGGUGGGAUCAUUAGUUUAUCUCACUAUGACAAGGCCAGACAUCUCAUAUGCAGUACAAGUUCUAAGUCAAUUUGUGGUUAAUCCUUACCGUAUACAUCACACUGCAUUACUUCGUGUCAUUCAAUAUGUUCGUGGUUCUAUGAGUCAAGGUGUUCUUUUUCGUUCUGAUUCUUCUAUACAUCUUGAAGGAUAUACUGAUGCAGAUUGGGCUGGUUCUCCUAAUUCUCGCCGCUCUGUUACUGGUUGGUGCAUGUUUCUUGGCACAUCCUUGAUAUCUUGGAAAUGUAAGAAACAGUCCCAUACAUCUAAAUCAUCUACAGAGGCUGAAUAUCGUGAUAUGUCGGCAGCAAGUUCGGAAAUUGUUUGGCUACGACGGCUAUUAUCUGAGCUCAGUGUCGCUUUUACAUCUCCUACAGUGCUACAUGUUGAUAACACUAGUGCGAUUAAAAUAGCCACAAACCCGGUGCAACACGAAAACACAAAGCAUAUAGAGGUGGACUGCCAUUACAUUCGAGAAUUGGUUAUCGAUCGUCUCAUCACUCUACAACACAUUCCUUCUCAUGAUCAACUUGCUGAUUUGUUUACAAAGGCGAUGACACGAGCGCGGCAUCAAUAUCUUAUCUCCAAAUUGCUACUUUGUGAUCACCGGUAUCAAUUGAGGAGGAUGUUAGGAAAAGCUAUAAUUGUAUAG